Messenger RNA from Trematomus bernacchii (emerald rockcod), 2240 nucleotides. Its product is annotated as protein L-Myc-1b-like. Gene Ontology annotation, biological process: regulation of transcription by RNA polymerase II. Bases 348 to 1517 code for a protein of 389 amino acids. The record is from RefSeq and is a predicted model, not a curated record. NCBI's taxonomy places the organism in Eukaryota, Metazoa, Chordata, Actinopteri, Perciformes, Nototheniidae. Gene Ontology annotation, molecular function: DNA-binding transcription factor activity, RNA polymerase II-specific; protein dimerization activity; RNA polymerase II cis-regulatory region sequence-specific DNA binding. The transcript has 3 exons.
AUCGCCUUAUAACAGGAUAUCUCACUGGCGCGAAAAACGCACUGUGUGGCUUUCUGUAACACGUUGUGGGGCAGACCUUGUGCCUGCAGUUUCAGUCGGCUUUUAUACCUUUAACUUAAACAAAAGUGCACAUUGCGUCGAAAAAAGCGCGUCUGUGUAUCCAGCAACAACUCGGCCGUCUGAUCCCGGUGAACUCGCUGCUCUUUGCCUGCCGGGGGAUUUCCUAUGCCCUGGAUAUCGCUGUGGGAUUGUACGGAGAGCCGGUUGUAAAGGACGUUUCCAGAGACCACUGCUGUGAUUCGAUCAUUUCUGGGAAUAAACUCUAGAGGAUUUUAUUAACUGGGAAUAUGGAGUUCGACUGCUACCAGCACUAUUUCAUUGACGAUUUCGACAGAGAGGAGGAUUUUUACAAGUCGACCGCACCGAGUGAGGACAUAUGGAAAAAGUUCGAGCUGCUGCCCACCCCUCCCAUGUCUCCCACCCGGACUUUGAGCGGCGGUGCGCUGCACCUCUCGCCGGGAGACAAGCUCAGCUGGCUGUCCAAAGUCCUGGGUCAGGACCAGGAGUGCGAGGGUCAGUUCAUCCCGGACACGGAGGAGCUGUUCGGCAACCUCAGCUCCAUCAUCAUCCAGGACUGCAUGUGGAGUGGUUUCUCUGCCAGUAAGCAGCUGGAGAAGGUCAACGGGAGAGUGUCAGCUGCGGCACAGACCUGCGUGUCCCCGUUGGCCCAGAUCUCCGUGAGACCGAGCAAGGCGCAGUGCGUCUCACCCGCUGUCCCGCAUGUCGCCUCGGCCACAGACUGCGUCGACCCCACAGCUGUUUUCACCUUGCCGGCAAGCAGCUGCAGGAAGCCGGCGUCGUCUGGCUCCGAGUCUCGCUCUGAGUCCUCUGAUGAUGAAGAGGAAAUCGAUGUGGUUACUGUGGAGAGCAAGCAGAACCGGGUGCGGCCGGCGAAUGUCAGAAAGUCGGUGACCGUCACAGUCCGAGCUGAUCCCUGCCCUAAACGCUUCCACAUGUCUGUCCACCGGCAGCAGCACAAUUACGCCGCCCGCUCCCCAGACAGCGAGCCCGAUGAUGAUGAUGAUGACGAGGAUGAUGACGAGGAUGAAGACGAGGAUGAUGAGGAGGAGGAGGAGGAUGAGGAGGAAGAGCCUCAAAGCAAGCGUACCUGCACAUCAUCCAGUCAGUGGACCAACUCCUCGGCUAGUGUCUCCCAGCCGGGCUCCCCCUCUGAGAGUCCCCAAAACUCUGACCUAGAGGACACUGACCGCAGGCGGAAUCACAACUUCCUUGAGAGGAAGAGGAGGAACGAUCUCCGGUCCCGCUUUCUCGCUCUACGGGAUCAGAUCCCUGGCUUGGAGUCGGCCAAGACUCCAAAAGUGGCGAUCCUGACCCAGGCGACGGAGUUCCUGGCAGACCUGCACACCCGGGAGAAACGGCAGCUCCAGGAGAAGAAACGCCUCAAAACUCGACAACAGCAGCUUCUCCGCCGAGUAGCUGAACUGAAGCGUUCUUGAGACGCAUACUUUUAAUAUAAACUCAUUCUUCAGUCAGGAGCAUGACUCUCCAGUUACCUGUCACUUUUGGAAAGCUUUUCCAUAACAACAUGCCUCAUGUAAAUAGCUGUGAAUUUUUUUUUUGAUAUAGCUUUGGGCUUCUUGAAAUGACUGUGCUAGCCAAUGAACCUGAUACGGGGAGGAGCAGCAGUUAGUUUGCUGUGUUUGAUUUUUUUUGUUUUGAAAGUAUUUUAGUUAUGAAAAGUUUUUCUAGCUAACAUAUUUCCUGGUAUGCUGUGAUGGGGAAAUAAGAACUUAAUAGUUUAUCAGUGUAUAUCUGCAGCCUUCAGGCUGUGUGAUUUCGUGUGUCACACUUUUAAUUGAAUGAAGUGUGAAGGACUUUCUGUGUACAUAACAAGUGAAUGACUUCCUGGUUUGUUUGAAGUGAAUGAUGACUGAGUGUUUGAUGUACAAAUUGUUGUGUAAAUAAUAGCUUAUUGCUCCUGUUGAGGGAGACAAAAUCAAGAGUUGUCAACAACCUUUGCUCCUCUUUAUGACGUGCCACCAGGCAUUGAGGAACCUCUAUUUUGUUAAGAAAAUAGGAAAAAAAAAAGAAAGAAAGUAGCACUGCUGUACUUUAUAAUCACUUGUCACUUUGUGAUUUCAAUGCUUCUCCUGAUUUCUGUUGACUUUUAAGCAUGCUAACAUCGACAUUAAAUUUUUAUACCAUAUUUGCAUACACAA